Molecule: messenger RNA, 4257 nt
Organism: Tupaia belangeri chinensis (Chinese tree shrew)
Lineage: Eukaryota; Metazoa; Chordata; Mammalia; Scandentia; Tupaiidae
Gene: ADNP2
Product: ADNP homeobox 2
Exons: 5
Coding region: 783-3995 (1070 amino acids)
Biological process (GO): regulation of gene expression
Cellular component (GO): nucleus
Molecular function (GO): DNA binding
Source: RefSeq, a predicted model, not a curated record
ACUGCUGGUUCCCCAGGGUUACAUUCUAAUAAACCUACUGUAAGUUGAAAAUAUCUCAAGUUGAAUAUGUAUUUAAUGUACCUAAUCUACCAAAUAUCAGAGUUUAUUUAGCCUCACCUACUUUAAGCGUCCUCAGAACACAUUAGUCUACACUUGGGCAAAACCAUCUACACAAGGCCAUUAUAGUAAAGUGUUGGAUAUUGCAUGUGAUGUAUUGCAUUGUUGUUGAAAGUGGAAAGCAGAAUGGUGGUUUGGGUACUCGAGCUAGAGUCUGCACCGAACGUGUAUAGAUUUUGCACUCUUGGGAAGUUGAAGAACUGGAAGUCAAACCAUUGUUGUCAGGGACCAUUUGUACUUACUGCAGUUCUGUUUGCUUCUCUUUUAAGGAAAAUUUCAAAAAUGUUUCAAAAUCCUGUGGAAAAUCUUGACAACAUCAGAAAAGUGCGAAAAAAGGUCAAAAGCAUUCUCGUGGAUAUUGGGCGUGACAGCUGUGAGGAGCUGCUGCAGGACCUUAAAGGCUUUGAUCCAGGAGAAAAGUACUUUUAUAACACUUCAUGGGGAGAUAUUUCUCUCUGGGAACCUGCUGGAAAGAAAGGGUACAAGAUGAUGGUAAAAGGAGAACGUGACUUCACCUGGAGGGAGUGCUGCGAUCUGAAGGAAGCUUUAUCUUGAGAAGAAAAUGAAGAUCAUAAACAAAUACAAAGCUGGUAAGAGAUGCAAAUUGAGACAAAGUUAUCAAGGAGGCAUUUCCCUUAGGCCAUCUCACUCUUAAGAAUAAAAAAAUGAUUUUGCCAGAUGUAUACUGUGUUGUGAGAUACCGAACCAAGCCGUACUGCUGUGGCCUCUGUACAUACUCUACCAAGGUGCUCACGUCGUUCAGAAAUCACGUCCAUCGCUGCCACGAAGAUGAGCUUGACCAGGAGCUGGUGAUCCCAUGCCCGAACUGUGUGUUUGCGUCGCAGCCCAAAGUCGUAGGAAAGCACUUCAGGAUGUUCCACGCGCCUGCUCGGAAGGUCCAGAACUACACGGUGAACAUUUUAGGCGAAACUAAAUCAUCAAGAAGUGACGUGAUAAGCUUCACUUGCCUGAAGUGCAGUUUCUCGAACACACUGUACUACAGCAUGAAGAAGCACGUGCUGGUGGCCCACUUCCACCAUGUAAUCAGCUCCUACUUUGGCCUGAGAGCGGAGGGGUCCGGCGAGCCUCCUGACAGCAGUGGGGCAGCCUGUGUGGAGAAGGCCCCGCCCUCAGACAGGUACUUCUGUAAGAAGUGCAGUGCUGACGCCAGCAGCCAGGACGCACUCAUGUACCACAUCCUGACGUCGGACGCCCACAGGGACCUGGAGAACAAGCUCAGGUCUGUGAUCUCGGAGCACAUCAAGAGGACCGGACUCUUGAAGCCAACUCAUAUCGCCCCCAAACCGGGGGCGCGCGUGGCCAUCCCGCGGAACGGUGGCAUCCCAGGCAUCCCAGCCCAGCCUUCUUGCUUCCAUCUUGCCUUGCCGCAGAGCACUCAGAGCCCGGCCGCGGUGCAGCCAGUGUCAUUGCCCGCAGGUACUUCUGGGAGCCUCACCCACUCUCCUCCCGCCAUCGCCCCGUCUCACGUGACCCUUGUCUCCAGUUCUGUGCCAGUGGGCCAGAACAGCCUCGCUCUGCAGCCCUCGGCUUCUCAGCCUGUCUUCCUCUCUCACGGGGUCCCUCUCAGCCAGCCAGUGACACCUUCUGUGCUGCCCCUGAGCCAGCCAGUUGGGCCUGUAAAUAAGUCCCUGGGAACGGGCAUCCUCCCCCUGAGCCCGACUGUGCGCCCUGGGGUUUUACCGCUCGCUCAGCCUGUUGGGCCCCUAGCCAGACAUGCUGGGCCUGGAGUCCUUCCUGUCAGCCCCUCUGUUGCUCCUGGGGUCCUGCAGGCGGUCUCCCCAGGAGUGAUUUCUGUGAGUCGGGCAAUGCCAUCCGGGGUCCUUCCUACAGGGCAGGGGACCCCUGCUGGGGUUAUCCCUGGGCAGACAGCCACUUCUGGGGUCCUUCCUACCGGCCAGAUGGUUCAGUCGGGGGUCCUCCCUGUCGGCCAGACGGCCCCAUCACAGGUUCUCCCUGCUGGCCAGACAGUCCCACUGAGAGUUCUCCCUGCAGGCCAGGUGGUCUCCUCUGGGCUGCUCUCUGCCAACCAGACCGUGUCCUCAGGUGUUGUUCCUGUGAGCCAGGGUGUGCGCCCAGGGGUUCUCCAGUUCAGCCAGCCUGUCAUGUCUGGAGUCCUCCCUGUGGGCCCACCCGUGAGGCCUGGGGUCCUGCAGCUCAGCCAGUCUGUCAGCACCAACAUUCUGCCUGUGACCCAACCCGUGAGGCCUGGCACCUCGCAGAGCGCCACUUUCCUCACCUCGGGCUCUAUUCUCCGACAGCUCAUCCCUACAGGGAAGCAGGUGAAUGGGAUCCCGACCUACACCCUGGCCCCGGUGUCUGUCACUCUGCCUGUGCCUCCCACAGGUGUCACAACUGCUGCCCCUCCGCAGGUGCCCAUCCAGCUCCUGUCCCCGGGCACCCCCGCCCAGCUGGCUGGCUCCAUGGCCGGCCUGCCUGCACCCCCAGUGCUGGUGGGGGCCGCACAGAGUGUGCUGACCCAGGCCCCCGUGGCGGUGGCGGACGCCCCGCAGGCACUCAGGCAGGCCAAGCAGUGGAAAACCUGCCCUGUGUGCAAUGAGCUCUUCCCCUCCAACGUGUACCAGGUGCACAUGGAGGUCGCUCACACACAUGGUGAGGCCAGGCCCGGUGAGAAAGCAGAGCCUGAGAGACUGGCAGCCUGUGCGCCCUUCUUGAAGUGGGUUAGGGAGAAGACGGUGCGCUGCGUGUCCUGUCGGCGCCUGCUCUCCGAGGAGGAGCUCAUCCGCCACCUACUGGUGCACGGUCUGGGGUGCCCGUCCUGCCCGCACACGUUCCACGACAUCCAGGCACUCUCAGAGCACAGCAGGACCGUGCACCUGGGCCGGAGGGUGCCGCCUGCCGAUGGCGGUCACAAGGGCUUCCGCCUGGACGUGGACGCCGACGGUACGUUGCUCUUCCCUCACCUCGAUUUUGUCACUGUGCUGCCGCAGGAGGAGCUCGGGGAGCGGGAGGUCUACUUGGCAGUCCUUGCUGGGGUGCAUGCCAAGUCACUGGUGCCCGUGUACGUGAAGGUGCGGCCUCAGGCCGGUGGUGCCCCAGCGAGCCCCAACAGAUGCGUGCUGACCUGCCCUUUUUGCUUUGGCACCUAUGCACGGACGGAAGCGUAUGAGCUGCACCUGAAGGAGCGGCAUCACAUCAUGCCGACGGUGCACACGGUCCUCAAGUCUCCAGCCUUCAAGUGCAUCCACUGCUGCGGGGUCUACACGGGGAGCAUGACCCUGGCAGCCAUCGCCGUGCACCUACUGCGCUGCAGGAGUGCUCCCAAGGACAGCAGCUCCGACUUGCAGGCCCAGCCUGAUUUUAUUGAGAGCAGCGAUUUGCUAUUAGUCAACGGUGAAGUGAUACAUGAUGCCAGCUCUUCCGUAAAGAGAAAGCUGCCCGACGGCCACUGUGGAGCAGAGGACCAGAGGGGCAGGGCAGAGCAGCCUCCCCUCCCUGGAGCCGAUGCGUCCUUGGGUCUGGAGAACGCGACUGGUGGUGUGCCUUUUAAAAGACAACGGAGCGAUGGCCGGACAGAUGGGCCAGCUGCCGACAGUGCCCUCCAGGUCCUGGCACUGGAUCCUAAGAAGUAUGAAGGCCGUUCUUAUGAAGAAAAAAAGCAGUUUCUUCGAGAUUAUUUCCAUAAGAGACCGUAUCCUAGUAAAAAGGAGCUAGAAUUGUUGUCCUCCCUUUUAUGGGUGUGGAAGAUUGAUGUGGCUUCAUUUUUUGGGAAAAGGAGGUACAUUUGCAUGAAAGCAAUAAAAAAUCACAAACCCUCUGUUCUUCUAGGUUUCGAUAUGUCUGAGCUUAAGAAUGUUAAGCACAGAUUGAACUUUGAGUACGAGCCACAGAACUUGUAAAACUAGUAAAUAUUGAGUGCUAGGUAAUAGAUUUUCAGAUUUAGUAUGAGGUUUUUUAAAUGUUCCCUUCACUGUGUUGAAUUGAUCAAUUUCAGUGGUCUUUAUGCUGCUCUUUAGUUUUUUUUUCAGGUGCUCAGAAAGAUCCCUGUAUAGGGAAGUGAAUAGUUCUUUCAGAUAUAUUGUUUCAGUUUGGUUUGUAACAAUUAUUUUCAGUUUUUUUGUGUCAUAUAAAUUAAAUCUUUGGAUCUUCAUGCACGCCUUA